AUGACGGGGUUUGCACCGCUAGAUGCUCCCGUUACGAAUGGGUCCACGGAUAAGAAGCGCAUUGCCUACUUCUAUGACUCGGAUGUGGGCAAUUAUGCCUACGUCGCUGGGCACCCCAUGAAGCCUCAUCGCAUUCGGAUGACCCACAGCUUGGUGAUGAACUAUGGACUUUAUAAAAAGAUGGAGAUAUAUCGCGCAAAACCCGCCAGCAAAUUUGAGAUGACGCAGUUUCAUACCGAUGAAUACAUAGAUUUCCUUGCCAAAGUUACACCCGAUAAUAUGGACCAGUACGCGAAGGAACAGAGCCGUUAUAAUGUUGGUGAUGACUGCCCUGUGUUUGACGGUCUUUUUGAGUUCUGUGGAAUCAGCGCAGGAGGCUCCAUGGAAGGUGCUGCGCGCCUCAACAGAAAUAAAUGCGACAUUGCAGUCAACUGGGCGGGUGGUCUUCAUCACGCAAAGAAAAGUGAAGCAAGCGGCUUUUGUUACGUUAACGACAUUGUUCUCGGCAUUCUCGAGCUUCUGCGUUUCAAACAGCGUGUUCUUUAUAUUGAUAUUGAUGUCCACCAUGGGGAUGGUGUCGAGGAAGCAUUCUAUACUACCGACCGUGUUAUGACGGUCUCAUUCCAUAAAUAUGGAGAAUACUUCCCCGGAACCGGCGAACUGCGCGACAUCGGUGUCGGUGCAGGGAAGUAUUAUUCUGUCAACUUCCCUCUCAGAGAUGGCAUAGAUGACGUUUCUUAUAAAGGCAUCUUUGAACCGGUUAUCAAACAUGUUAUGGAAUGGUACCGCCCAGAGGCUGUCGUCCUUCAGUGCGGUGGUGAUAGUUUGUCUGGUGACCGUCUGGGAUGUUUCAACUUGAGUAUGCGUGGUCAUGCAAACUGCGUUAAAUACGUCAAAAGCUUCAACCUCCCUACAUUAAUCCUGGGGGGUGGAGGUUACACAAUGAGAAACGUUGCUCGAACGUGGGCAUAUGAAACUGGUGUGCUUGUUGGAAAUCAGCUUCCAACAGAGCUUCCAUAUAACGACUAUUAUGAAGUAAGUUUUUCAGAUUAUCCAACACUCUAUGCAGGCUGUGUGCUUACGGUAUUUCAGUACUUUUCUCCUGACUAUGAAUUGGAUGUUCGGCCAUCGAACAUGGAUAAUGCCAACUCCAAGGAGUACCUGGAAAAGAUUCGAAUGCAAGUUGUUGAAAAUCUACGGCGCACUACGUUUGCUCCAUCAGUCCAAAUGACAGAUGUCCCGAGGGACCCAUUAGUUGAUGGUAUGGAUGACGAAGCGGAUGCUAUCCUCGAUGACCUUGAUGAAGAUGAGAAUAAGGAUAAGAGAUAUACAAAACGACGAUUUGACAACUACGUCGAAAAAGAUGGCGAACUAAGCGAGAGUGAAGAUGAAGAAUCUGCAGCUGCAAACGGUGUCCGUCGCCAACCCAAUAGAGAAAGGAGGCGAGGGAAUAUCAAUUACCGUCACCUGGAUGGGGACUCCAUUAUAGACAGUGGGAUUGUUACUCCUCGAGACGAGUCAUCCAUGCCGGAGGAGGAGCCUGAGCAGGCUGAUAAGAUGGACGAAACAGAAAAUGCAGAACCUCCUGCCAAGCCCUCUCCUGCCGUUGAACCUUUAACCAAGCCAGAUUCACAAAUGGAGGAUGAUGAGACUCCGGUCGCCGAAACCAACGGUGCCGCUCAAGAGGUCGAGGAGAAAGAGCCUCCCGUUUCCACACCUGCCUCGAACUUAGCAGUUCCUCAUGACAAUGCUGACGGGGACACCACCAUGGAAGACGCAGAUGUUAAUAUGGACGAAACUAUCGAGCUAGAACCUCCAGCUGAGGAACAAGAGGAAGAAUCUGCUGCAAAGGCUCCUGCACGGGAGACGACACCCCCAAAACCGCCAGCGGCGGAAGAAACCAAGUCGAAUGCUUCUGGGGCAGAAAACACUGCUGCAGAGCCUACGCAGGUAACUGAUACCACGGAAGCCAAGGAAACAAAGCUUGAUACUGAUGAGUCUAAGGAGGUUCCAAAAGAGAAAGAGUAA
Molecule: messenger RNA, 2028 nt
Organism: Trichophyton benhamiae CBS 112371
Lineage: Eukaryota; Fungi; Ascomycota; Eurotiomycetes; Onygenales; Arthrodermataceae
Exons: 3
Coding region: 1-2028 (675 amino acids)
Molecular function (GO): histone deacetylase activity
Source: RefSeq, a predicted model, not a curated record